Electrophorus electricus (electric eel) is the source of this 5013-nucleotide messenger RNA. It is a transcript of the gene rnf157, whose product is annotated as ring finger protein 157. Lineage: Eukaryota; Metazoa; Chordata; Actinopteri; Gymnotiformes; Gymnotidae. The record is from RefSeq and is a predicted model, not a curated record. Gene Ontology annotation, cellular component: cytoplasm. Gene Ontology annotation, biological process: protein ubiquitination. Gene Ontology annotation, molecular function: ubiquitin protein ligase activity.
GCUCUCCUUUGACAGUUGGAGCUUGGGAAAAGAGCAAGCAUAAGCAUCAGCUUCCACCGCUAUCUUGAAAGGACUAUAGUAUCUUAUAAGAUGAUGUAGGCUGUACACUACACCGAAAAUUGAUCCAACCUAAGUCUCGUUCUCGUCGUCAAAGUGGCACUGUAUGCCGCGUCCUGGCAAAGCAUGCUGUUCAAGACGAAGAGGUAGCCUAGGAAUGGGCUCAGGUUUGGGGACGGAAGCUGUUUGUCUGGAAACAAAACAACGACUGUGGCUUCGCGAAGCUUAGAGGCAGCAUUAAGACUAAUCUCAUGCAAUCUCAAAAAUAUAAAAGCUACAAUAUCAGUAUUGCUUGGAGAUGGAGCAGGUAUAUUAAGAGAAAAGGGAGCAGCAGUCUACAAUUCGUUCCGUCCUUGCAGUGGCUUCGUUCAUCUGAAUUUUAAUUUACAAGAUAGACUGACUACCUGGAAAUGGGAGCUUUGACAAGCAGACAAAAUGCUGGAGUGGAGGAGGUUGACAUACCAUCCAACUCUGUUUACAGAUAUCCACCGAAAACCGGGAGCUACUUUGCCAGCCAUUUUAUUAUGGGAGGUGAGAAGUUUGAGUCGACCCAUCCUGAGGGCUACCUGUUUGGCGAAAACACUGAUCUCAACUUUCUUGGAAACAGACCAGUGACAUUCCCAUACAAUGCUCCACCACCUCACGAACCAGUGAAAACACUGCGCAGUCUCAUCAAUAUCCGCAAAGAUACCCUGCGAUUGGUCAGGUGUAGUGAAGACAUGACGUUACCAGGGCAAGAGGCUGGAAAAGGCCACACUUGCUACAACAUUGAGUUUACCUUUGAUGCUGACACGCAAGUUGCCAUCACUAUUUACUACCAAGCCUCGGAGGAAUUCCACAAUGGUGUGCCCAUAUAUCUGCCACAGGAUGGCUCAUUGCAGUCUGAGACUGUGCAUUUCAAGAGAGGUGUCUGCCAGCAGUUCUGCCUACCUUCACAUUCUGUCAACUUAUCAGAGUGGUCAGAUGAGGAGCUUUUAUUUGACAUGGAUAAAGAAAUCUUCCCAAUGGUUGUACAAGCAGUGGUCGAUGAAGGGGAUGAGCAUUUAGGACACUCUCACAUUCUUCUUGCAACUUUUGAGAAGCACGUGGACGGCAGCUACUGUGUGAAACCACUAAAGCAGAAGCAAGUGGUGGAUGGAGUUAGUUACCUAUUACAGGAAAUUUAUGGCAUAGAAAACAAAUACAACAGCCAAGACUCUAAAGUGGCUGAUGACGAGAUAAGUGACAACAGUGCGGAGUGUGUGGUGUGUCUGUCAGAUGUGCGUGAUACGCUCAUCUUGCCCUGCAGACACCUGUGCUUGUGCACGGCCUGCGCAGAUACACUGCGUUACCAGGCCAACUGCUGUCCAAUCUGCCGCCUGCCAUUCCGAGCCCUACUGCAGAUCCGAGCCUUGAGGAGGAAGCUGAACCCCAUCUCCCCGACUGGAUUCAACUCAGUCAUCACUUCACAGACCUCUGACUCUGAGGAACACUCGGCUCCGGAGCACAUUCCGGCAGGUUACGAGGCUGUGUCCCUGUUGGAGGCCCUGAACGGCCCUCUGAACCCCUCGCCAUCUGCUCCUCCCUUGCAAGGCCUGAAGAAGGGCCAUGUCUCUGGGACCCUGCCUUCGUAUAGCAGUGAGGGUCACCACAUGACUGCACACUCACUCUCCCCUGUAGAACAUGCCAUCAACCCCAGCCAGGGUCUCAAACUCAAGAAGAGUGACUCCAAGUCCCUCUCCCAAAAUUCCUCAGUGCUUCCCGAGGAGGAGGAUGAGAAGUCAUGCAGUGAAUCAGAGGUUCAGGCAUGCAGGAGGAAGCUGCCUAUGGAACAGCAAGAGUGUGGUGUGACCCCAGAGAGUGACAACCUCACUCUGUCCUCGUGUGGGGCCAUAGGCCAGUCCUCCUGCACAGACACGCCAUUGUCUUCCACUAUAACCUCCCCUGAAGAGCCAGUGAGCAGCAGCCUGGCUCAGUCUGUAAUGUCCAUGGCAUCGUCACAGAGCCAGCACUCCCAGAUCAGCACAGAUACACUCUCAUCGAUGUCUGGCUCCUACCUGGCAGCAGCUGAGGGGGAGGAGCCCCACGAGAGUCUGGCUGAGAGCCAGGGACCAUCCCGGCUGGAGGUCGAGCAGGCAAUCCCUAGUGACUCAAAUGACCAUAACUUUGUGACAGCCAUGGGUGAAGAACAGGAUUCGGAGGGAAAUGAUGUCACAGAGGAGGACUGUGCAUCUCCUACUAAAGACCAGGGUGGGCGCAGCAGGAACGAUGUGCCUUGUCCAGAGUUUGACAAUAACAAUCAGGGGCAGUCUGACACCCACUGUCUGACACUCCUGGACAAUGAACAGGCUUCUGAUGGCCAAUUCGCUGGACUGCUGUACCUCGAAGCUUACCGGUGUUCACAGGCACAUCUGCCUCACCAUGCCUCCACCAGCAACAUCAACCUGGAGAAGCAACAGGUCACCAACAUGGGGGCAAGUCCAAAAAGGACACCAAAAAUUCGACGUGGACCGCUAGCAGUGUGAAACAUACUGCAGCCUGCUGUUACGCACCUACACAGCACUUCCCUGUUGCAGCCUGAGGGCUGUCAAGCCCCUACACCACAACUCAUCAUGUCACCCCAUACCCUGGUCUUAACAAAACCAGAAUUCAGCUAGAGACUUCUUUUCAAUUUUUUUUCUUUCUCUACUUUUGGUACAAGUCAGUAUGUUACUGAGAUAUUUAUGUGGCUUCCCUUCCUCACUGUGCUAAAAUAUGUUGUGUUGACACCUGUGUAAAGCAAAGAAUUUAAAUGAGUGCCUGCCAGUAUAUGUGGAGGCCCCUUUACCAGUACAUGUAAAGGAGCACUAAAAAUGCCCUUCUUAAUGAGCAGAACUGGUGGAAAUUUGAUGAUCGCUUUUGAAGUCAUGAUUCAUGAAGGGCUUUCUUGAGAGGUCAGUAGUGGAUAAUGUGUUCUUUGAUUAUGAUUGCCUGUAGUAUAGCUGGACUACCUGGUUUUUACUUCCCUCAACAGAAGAAAAGGUUAAAUUACUGUACUGGCCUGAUGGGAUGUUUAGUAUGGAUCAACUACUCAUUUGCAUGCACAGAACCUCUGGACAAACCAAUCCUGUGUUCUUUGUACCUCAGCUCUAGAAUACUCCGUGUUGGAAUGUCAGUAUUAACAUGUUGCACUUCCUUUCUCAUGACAUAGGAACUGAAAAAGAUGAUAAAAGGCUUCUAAAGUGGCUGAAUGUGCAACGCUUAACAACAUAAGAACCCAACAAAGAGAAGAUUUUCCAAAUAAGCCCCUAGUACACGGAUUCGCCUGCUCUACUUAAGGGAUAUCUAACACGUCACAGUAUGAAUUUAUAGCAAUAACACAUCUUUGCGCUGCAACUGUCCUUAUUAGAUUUGCUGCAAUCACUGAGAUGGUCUUACAGCUGUGCAUAAAACACAGACAUAUAACAGCCUAAAGCUACAAAGCUGCCUCACCUGCCUUCUAAAUCAGACUGGCUAUGGAUCUGAAUAAAAUCACUGGUGAUCAGAAAAAAAUCGUCCACAAAUGGCAACAAACCUUAUAUAGAUAAUGCUAUGAUAUAUUUACUAUAACAGUUAUUCUUGUGUUCUGUUGACUGUUGGUGCAUCAUUUUUUGGAUGGAGAGUGGGGGUGGGUGGUAGUUAAGGGGUAGGAUUAAUAGUGCAAUUAACUUGGUUUUGAACAGAACCUGGGAAUAAAUGGUUACUAGUGCCCCAUAGAGAUGCAUUACAUGAAACAGAUUUGCAUGAGGAAUAUGGAUUGCUUAGCCAGUGUGCCAGUGUGACUUUGAUCUGCCAGAUCUUUUAAAAUGCGAUUUUAUGCAUUCCACUUGGCAGGAGUGAACUGUACUUUGCAGGAUUCUACAUCCAAAAGUGUUUACUUGGCAUCUUGGCCAACUAAUUUGGUUUGAUAUUAAAUGCAGCAUAAAUGUGCCACCUACUUGACAAUGGUGGACAGCCAAUUGAUAACACUGAAUUUUACAAUGGUGUUUUCAAAGGAUACAGAUCUUAUAAGAUUUCACAUUUUAUGAGAUUAGGAGUGCAUUAAUUAAUCUGCAUUAAUUGAUUGAUAAUCUUAUUUUAUUGGUUCCUUUGGCUUUGCCCCAUAUGUGAUUAAACAAAAUGCCCCAAUAAUGACACAUCAGAUACGUGUUCUAAAUAAAUCUGGAGACAAUCCCAAAUGAGUCAUAUUUAUGAUUUCCUUUUAAAACAUGUCUAUAGGCAUUUUUUGUAAAAAGAUUUUUUUUUUUUUUUUUUUUUUUUUUUUAUGUAGGUCUUGUAAUAGGUCUUGCUAUUGUUAUUAGACUGUCAAUUUUGUUCUGUAAUUAUAUGGGUAAUGAUGUAAAAUUAUAAUAACUGUUUCUACAGAAGAAACAAUGUGACCUUUCACAAGUGCACAGUUAGGAAUGUUUGUUUGUUUCCCCUAGACCACAAGUAUAUGGCAAGUGUAACACAAGCAUGGUAGUUUCGACCAUUCCCCACAAGUCAAUAGAUGUAUGUUUAAAAAAAAACAAAAAAAAAACACGUACAUUAGCAGUAAAUAUUUACAGUAGUCCCCUCUGUCCUAACGUUUCCAGCCUCUGCUUACAAACAGAAGUUUCAGAAAAAUUAGGUCUAUUGAUUUAGAAGACUGCAUGGACAUGGUUUUUUGCUUAAAAAUAAUAGAUACCUAUCUGUGCAGUGAGAUUAUUGCAGUGAAAUGUAAGUUAGAUUGUUCUCUAAGGACACUUCAGGAGCUGAAUUGUUGUAAAGAAAACUUCCUUCCUAAAUGCUUAUGGAGCAUUGUUUCGUUAUCUGAAUGCACUCCCUUCUGUUAUGUUUUAUUGUUGUCAUCCUGCACUGAUAUGGAAAAUUACUGUGAUGAAUUACAAAAUGGACUGAGUCUAUAAAUUAGUCACUUUUAUAGAAUGAAAGAUACAAAUGUCAAAACAAACAUUUCUUAUUAAAAUGUUGUUCUACCAA